AUGUCAGUCGAUGAUGAAGAUGAUGAGGAAAGCUGCUACCGUGACUUGGAGGACUUGAACGAUCACAUCUCCCUGAUGUACGACCAUCUUUGGUGUCGAGCCAGAGUCUUCGACAGCAAAGUGAUAGAAAUCUCAGAGUUGCUCUGCGACACAGCUGAGUCCGACUGGACGGACGAUAAGAAAAAAGAACUCAUCUUUAGAGCUAGGAAUGCAUUCCUUGCACGAAGAGAGCUUCUGUCAAUGCCAAGAGAUCCUGUUGACGAUGUUCGUAAGCCAUCACCAUGUGCUCACCCAGGAGGGACUGCUAACGAUGCCACUGGCGCAAAGUCAUCUAGAUGGACCCUGUUGGAUAGAGUAGAAGAUGUUCUUUCUCCAAAGAUUGGCAACUUGAUUCAGUUCCAAAACAAUGGUAUUUCACCAGGCCUUGUGCCCAUAGAUCCGCUACCUUCACCGCCACCCAAGAACAUACCCCUCAAGGCCGUCGAUGACGUUUUCCACCUCAGAAAGAAGAUCAGGGCGAUCCUCAACAAAGUUACCGUAAGCAACUUCGAACGGCUCAGUGGGGAACUUGCUGGUCUAGAGCUCGACACCCCAUGGGCCACUGACUUACUUCUUCACUUAGCAAUGCAGCGUGCCAUAGAGGAGCCCUUGUUUUCCGAGUUACACGUCAAGCUGCUCCUGGAAAUUCGCGCCCGAUACGUCAAGUCUGACGGGUUUUUGAACUUUGAAAGGGUUAUUUUCCGAGAUCAACUCGUCCACGAAAUUCAGCAAGAGUUCUCGGAAGCCCUAAUUGACUUGCGACUGCUCUUCGAAAUACCUUCUGCGGGGCCUAAGAGUCUUCUACGAGAGAGCAUAGCGUCUCGCCGCAACGAUGCCCUUCAGUGUAUGAGACUCCUGGGCUCUUUUUUCUGCAAGGGGCUGUUCACCCUGGAGACGCUAAAGAAGGUUGUUAAUCCCCUCAUCUUCGACUCUACUUCGACACCUCUUCCGUUCGAGGUGGAAUGUGCCAUAGUACUGUUAGAAAGUACUGGCAAGCAUUUGGACUUUGGCGAUGACCGCAGCAGGGCUUUCUGUUCUUGCGUGCUUGGACGACUCGUCAUGCUCAAGACAACUCUCAGUGAUCGUCGGUUGCGAAUCUUGAUAUUCAACUUAGAGAAGCAGCGAGAGUCCAAAUGGCGAGAAAUAGCGAGGAUUCGACGCCUCGGCAAUUCGGAGGGUCCGUCUGGUGGAUCCGGUGACAAACUGCGCUCAGCUACAAGGAAAAAGAAGGUCCAGGGUCUCAAGGGCAGCAAGUUCUUCGAGGUGUUCACGGAGGAGAGUUUCCGCGCGUGUAGAGACAUGUACCAGGAAGACGGCAGUUUAGAGAAGUUCGUGUCACAGGCUGAGGCCAUGAUCAAGCACGAUGCUUCAUGUGUCCGGAAUAUGGUUGACCUACUUCUUCGGUGGGGUCCAGCGGCUCUUCAUAAGAAGAAGUCUAAAGAGGCUGACUUGAUUGCUGAGUUGGUGCUGAGGGGCUUUCUGCCGUUCGAGCUCCUCGAUGAGACACUUCGAGCCUUCCUCCAGGACCUUGACGAGAAUUGCGCACGUACAAAUCCGACUUAUGAAUUCGUGGAGAAGUUGUACGCGGUCCUGCUCACGGCAGAUUAUGGGCACCCAGAUGGCCCUACACAAUUCGAUUCGGCAUUGUUUCUCUCAUGGGAGGUUCUGCACUCAGACAGUAAAGCCUUUGAUAUGGGUUUGGGAAUCCUGCGGCUUGUGAAGGAGCGUGCUGGUCUGGAGGGUGUGCGCAAGUCUCUGGCAGCACUACGACCAGUGGCGGGACCAUUUACUAGUGAACCCAUGAGGGUUGUGGCGGAGCCUGAAGGGUUCUGGGAUCCUCUACCGGAGCACGAGAUAGAUAAUACAGUAGACUGAGCUUGUAUCACAUACGAUUCCUUUAAUAAUCAUAGCGUGC
Molecule: messenger RNA, 1954 nt
Organism: Perkinsus marinus ATCC 50983
Lineage: Eukaryota; Perkinsozoa; Perkinsida; Perkinsidae
Exons: 5
Coding region: 1-1914 (637 amino acids)
Cellular component (GO): eukaryotic translation initiation factor 4F complex
Molecular function (GO): protein binding; translation initiation factor activity; mRNA binding
Source: RefSeq, a predicted model, not a curated record